AAUGAUUUUUCCAUCAACAGGACAAAAUUGCCCAAGGGAUAUGCGGUAAACCCCAAUACAUGGCCCCGGAAAUGUUGCGAGGCAUAGGAUACAGCUUUGAAGUCGACUGGUGGAGUGUUGGCGUAAUCGCAUACGAGAUGUUGGUAGGCCGCUGGCCCUUUGAAAUCCAUGGCAGUGACACCGAUGAAAUGGUGCUCAAUAAAAUCCUACAGAACAUCGUACGCUUUCCCAUAAGCUUGUCGCCAGAUGCGGAAGACCUUGUCCGGAAACUCCUGCAAACGAACCCAUCUCAGAGACUUGGCAAACAGUACACCAGGGAUCAUCAAUUUUUGAUUUGAGGAUUCACAUGAAGUAGAGAUAAGUUACAAAUAAAACGAAAACAUACAAAAUAAA
Messenger RNA from Zootermopsis nevadensis, 393 nucleotides. The record is from RefSeq and is a predicted model, not a curated record. NCBI's taxonomy places the organism in Eukaryota, Metazoa, Arthropoda, Insecta, Blattodea, Termopsidae.